Messenger RNA from Pichia membranifaciens NRRL Y-2026, 1344 nucleotides. RefSeq lists its product as hypothetical. Gene Ontology annotation, molecular function: ATP binding; protein kinase activity. The transcript is spliced from 2 exons. The coding region runs from base 1 to 1344 and encodes 447 amino acids. Lineage: Eukaryota; Fungi; Ascomycota; Pichiomycetes; Pichiales; Pichiaceae. The record is from RefSeq and is a predicted model, not a curated record. Gene Ontology annotation, biological process: protein phosphorylation.
AUGCAGGAGUCUAUCGACGAGAACAAGCGUCAAAUCGCUAGUCGCAAGUCGAUAGAGAGAUACAAGAUGGGUGGGGUGCUUGGCGAAGGGGCAUUUUCGGUGGUCUACUCUGCCGUCGACCUCGUUUCGAAAGAGAAGGUGGCGAUCAAAAUCAUCAAGAAGUACCAACUAGACCAAAAACAGAGAGACAACGUUUUGAAGGAGGUGAACUUGAUGAAGCAGUUGAACCACCCGAACAUCGUCAGGCUGAUUGAAUUUAUCGAGAACGAGAACUACUUCUACCUUGUCCAAGAGGUGGUCAGCGGUGGGGAGAUCUUCAACCAGAUUGUGAAGUACACGUACUUCAGCGAGGACCUCUCGAGACACGUGAUCAUCCAGGUCGCCGAGGCAUUGCUGUACAUGCACGAGCAGGUAGGCAUUGUGCAUCGGGACUUGAAGCCGGAGAACAUUUUUUUCAAACCGAUCAAGGUGGUAAAAGAAGAUCAAAAGACCCGAUUACAAAAGCUCAGGAAAUCUGAUACAAACGCCAAGCUCGACGAGGGCAAGUUCGUGAUGAACUACGGAGGUGGGGGGAUUGGACUGAUCAAGAUUGGUGACUUCGGAUUAUCCAAGCAGAUAGUGCUCAACGAAAACAACUCUCUCAAAACGCCGUGCGGAACUAUUGGCUACACUGCCCCUGAGAUUGUCCGAGACAUGAAGUAUUCCAAAGAAGUCGACAUGUGGGCUUUAGGAUGCGUGUUAUACAUUCUUUUGUGCGGGUUCCCACCUUUUUUUAACGAUUCCAUUGAAGAGUUGACUAAAACCGUUGCUAGAGGGGAGUUCAAAUUUCUCUCGCCGUGGUGGGACGAGAUUUCCAGCGGCGCCAAGAACUGUGUCUCCAAGUUACUCACUGUGAAUCCAAUACAGCGGUACACCGUGGAGCAGUUUUUGAAAGACCCAUGGAUCCUAGACUCCGAGAAGGGCAGACAUUCUCACCGCUAUUCUCACCACCACCAGAACCAGCACCCUCGGGAGGGUGCUUCUAAAAGAGGCAAGAGGAAAGUAACGUCUGCGAUGACGCCUGAGGUGAAGGCCAUGAAGGAGAUGUACGACAUCUCCAUUGCGGCACGAAGAAUGCAUGAGGAGGCGCAGUACACGCCUGGCGUGAACGCAAUGAACGGGUUCAACGAGCUCAACAUUGUCGAGGAGAAUGAGGACAGCGACGGUGUCGUCCACGGGAGUCCCGUGGAGGUGAAGCCCAGCGGGGGCAUGAACAAGAGCAAGACGCCGAUGUUCCAGUUGAACAUGAAUGAUGCGUCGAUUCUAGCAAGAAGACAGAAGAAGAAGGGUGCUGUUGCUGCAUGA